AUGACCAAGGGUGGUGAUUUCACGACCGGCAAGGGAACUGGUGGUGAAUCGAUCUAUGGAGGAUUAUUUGAUGACGAACCUUUUAUACUCAAACAUGAUCAACCCUUCCUUCUGUCAAUGGCGAACAAGGGUCCAAAUACCAAUGGGUCUCAGUUUUUCGUCACAACAAAGCCUGCACCGCAUCUGAAUAACAAACACGUGGUCUUCGGCAAGGUAAUCUCUGGUAGUGAAGUUGUGACUGAAAUAGAGCAUCUCAAAGUAAAUGCUAGGUCUUGUCCAGUUGCCGAUGUGAUCAUCACGAACUGCGGAGAGUUAGUGAGAAAACGAAAAAAGGAAGUGAGCAGUAGCUCUUCAGAAAGCGACUCUUCAGAGAGCGAGGAUGAAAAACGUAAGAAGAAAAAGAAACAGAAGCAGGAAAGAAGCACAAGUGUUGAGAAAACUGAGAAGGCCGAAAAGGAGAGGGACGCUGUUGCGGUAUGUUCUAUAAAGAAAGAGGACCUCCCACCUGAGCCACCUAAUCAGCAUUCUUUUCUUAUGCGUCGGUCAAAAACUCCUGAAGAUCGCAAGAAAGCUAAGUUUUGUGAAGAUUGCUGA
This is a messenger RNA of Cooperia oncophora, 594 nucleotides long. Lineage: Eukaryota; Metazoa; Nematoda; Chromadorea; Rhabditida; Trichostrongylidae. The record is from the annotation of a GenBank genome assembly.